GCGCACGAGCCAACAAUAGCCCGCCAUCUCGAUCCGUCUCCACCGGUUGACGUUUUUCCAUCAUCUUUUUUUUUUUUAAUUUCCCUUCCUUUAUUUUUAUUUCCUGUUUAACGUCGUCGCCGUCAUGUCGGUGGUCGUGGAGUCUGGGUUUUCCAGCGAGGAGGUGCUGACCAGCCGCUUCCCUCUCCACCGGGCGUGCAGGGAUGGAGACGUCGGCGCCCUGUGCGCGCUCCUCCAGCUCGCCUCGAACCCGGCUGACCUCGCGGUGGAGGACACCUUCUACGGCUGGACGCCCAUACACUGGGCCGCUCACUUCGGAAAGCUGGAGUGCCUGGUGCGUCUGGUCCAGGUGGGCUGCGGGGUGAACGCGGUCACCUCCAGGUUCGCGCAGACGCCCACUCACAUCGCAGCGUUCGGGGGCCACCCUGAGUGUUUGUUAUGGCUGCUUCAAGCUGGUGCAGACAUUAACAGACAGGACUAUGUGGGCGAGACGCCCAUCCACAAGGCUGCUCGAGCGGGCAGCCUGGAGUGCAUCAACGCUCUCUUGAUUCAGGGAGCGAAAGCUGAUAUGAGGAAUGCCAGCGGGCUGACGGCCGCCGACCUGGCCCACGCGCAGGGGUUCCAGGAGUGCGCUGAAAUUCUCUCCAAUGCCCAGAACUUCCAACAAAACAUGGCUCAGUCCCAUAACGGGGCGUUUCUGAACGGCACGAGCCGCAAUGGGGGCCACGCUCACCCCGCCGUCCAGGGCCGCAGCUUCCUGAACGGCGUGCCCAACAGAAAGAGGUCGUUUGAUGGCAUGGAAGCGAAUCCGGGGAAGAAAGCCAGACACAACGGUGUGUGCGUGCCAGAGCUGCUGAACGGGAACGGGCCACUGGGUGGCGCCAUCGAGGCACCGAUGGAGAGCAUGAACGUGGAGCUGGCUCCGACUGUCACCACAGGUGGGCCUGGGAACGUUGCUUUUGGGCUCAAUGGGUUUGCGCCGCCACAAGGGCCGGGGCCCAUGGAUCAGAGGGAGGACAGGUCGGGCCCCGUGGCCAGGGAGCUGGAGGUCAUCACGGUGGCGUCGAUGCAGACCCCCUGUCGCUGCACCAACUCUUACGCCUACCUGUAGACGGCUCUGUUCACUCUGAUGUUCUCCUUUAUUAUAAUCCGGCUUGUUUGUUUGCAGAAAUGCAUUUGUUUUGAUUUGAUGGUGAGCUACGACUGACGUGUUCAGCAGUGUGUGUGUCUGUGUGCCGUAUUUUCUACUAUUACAUGUUCCUGAUUAUACUUGGAUGGACAGAAAAAAAGAAUGCAUCUAUAUAUUCCAUUUAAAUAUUCCGUUAAGCAGAAUAUAAUCAUCCGUCCAUUUCUACCUGUAUUUGGUACGUAAUCCGCUCUGUGUAGGUUUAGAUUUGAAAGGUUGGUUUUGUUUCGCACAGUGAAAGUGCAAUAUGGUUUUUAUUGACCCGGUGGUUAAAAAUAAGUCAUGUUUUGAAAGCGUCUAAAAUCCUCCAUGUAAGUGACCUUCCUUACAUGGUGGCUUGCUGCGUUGGUUCCCUCAGAUUCACAGAUUCUGUCAGUACGACAUGGUUAAAGCUGUUACAGGAGAGUUACACAGUUCACUCUGUCUGGAAAGAAAACCUCAAACACUUUGUUCAAUCCGAGAUUCUUCAUUUGUAAAGAUGGCAUUUAUAUAAAGCUGAUGAGUAGGUGAGCACUCUUAAAUUCACUGAGAUGUCUUCUAAUGUAACGCGCUUGCUAAAGCUGUUUUAUAUCCAACGAUGACUUUAUGCCAAAGCAUAUCCCAACAUGAAUGUAGCUUGUAAAGUAUAAAUGAUCCCCCCUGCAGCUUCCCUGUAGUCUGUAGCUGUCCUGUUCUAAAACACGGUGGUCCAUGGGAUUGGGGAUUCAAUUAUUCCUGUUAUAUUUUUUUAUUUUAUUUUUUUCUGUUUUUUUUGUUUACCUGGUCUGAAGUAUGGUGAAUGUUUACUGUGUGUAUGUGUGCAGUAAAGUUUUUAGACUGAUAGCAGGGCUUGCACAUGUGUGUUAAAAACAGCGAUUUUGAAUCUGGUCAUUGGCUCUUUUACAAUCGGCAGUUCUGUGUGAAACGGACGGCUCGAGACGGUCUGCAUGGAUUUGUACACUUUGCAAAAAAAAAGCCUUAUUUCUUGAGCUCCAUUUAAUAUUCGAACAAUAACUUUAUUUACAUUUUUUCAACUUUUCUAGAUACUAAGGGAAACGAUUCUGUGGAUAUUUUCUAGUGAUGUACAUUGUUGGUGGUGGUUCCUGUU
Salarias fasciatus (jewelled blenny) is the source of this 2273-nucleotide messenger RNA. RefSeq names its product ankyrin repeat domain 10b (gene ankrd10b). Bases 125 to 1111 code for a protein of 328 amino acids. Gene Ontology annotation, molecular function: protein binding. Lineage: Eukaryota; Metazoa; Chordata; Actinopteri; Blenniiformes; Blenniidae. The record is from RefSeq and is a predicted model, not a curated record. The transcript is spliced from 5 exons.